This is a messenger RNA of Phytophthora sojae, 1428 nucleotides long. RefSeq lists its product as hypothetical. Gene Ontology annotation, molecular function: protein dimerization activity. Lineage: Eukaryota; Oomycota; Peronosporomycetes; Peronosporales; Peronosporaceae. Bases 1 to 1428 code for a protein of 475 amino acids. The transcript is spliced from 3 exons. The record is from RefSeq and is a predicted model, not a curated record.
AUGUGUAGAUAUGGCGGGCGGACGCCCGUUCCCCGCUCCCUGGGAGCACUUCAAGAUCGUCAGCGAAACGCGGCAUUUGAAGUACAAGAGUGCCCACUGUCGGUACUGCGAUCAACUCCUUACCAAGAUCCAGCCGUCACGGCACCUCAAGAAGCACAUCAUGACCUAAGACAAGAAGCGCUUUCGGAUGCCAGCAGCGAUGGCAUUCUACAUGAACUGCUGCGCAUUUCGGUCGAAGCCCAAGAAGUUGCCACUUUUGUUCGCAACCACACAGCAACGAACUCUCGCUUUGCCGAAGCGAUCCGUUCUCCUGAUAACAUUGACAACCGUCGCAGCUUGAAGAUUCCUGUUGCUACACGCUGGUACUCUCGCUACGAGUGUGUCAAGUUAGUUGUCGAGAGCGAGCGGAGUAUUCGGGAGCUGGCUUCGGAUGACGCAUUAUUAGCAAAGUACAACGCCCUCAAGGUCACGUCGUUCAAGCGAAUUGCUCGUUCGGAAGCGUUCUGGAUUAAGGGAGACAUGGCCCUUAAACUGUUAACCCCGAUUCACAAGGUGCUCGCUCAUUUUGAGAAGGACUCACUGUGUCUAUCGGUUGUUUUUCAGCAGUUUGUGGAGCUGCAGCAGGGCUCCGUUUAUAAUGACGACGUUCCUGGGAUCAGCAAGGACAUGCAGGCGAUGUUCCGCGAACGGAUUCAAGCUCGGUGGGAAUUUAUUGAUUCAAGCCCAAUGCGCAUUGCAUACCUGCCCGACCACAGAAGGGAUACAAGGCUUUUCACGACACAGCAGCAGAAUUUUACGGUUGCAGAUCUUGAAAGUCUUGCUGCGCGGUUUCCGUACACGCCGACACAAAUUCAGGCCCAUCGCAAAGAGCUAGGGAAGUUCAUGGAGGCCAAGAGGAAGUGGGGAGGAGAAACCAAGCGCAGUUACCACGCGGAUUCGCCGAUAACGUGGUGGACGUGGAUCGGGGACAAGGACUAUCCCAUACUCUCGACAAUUGCUCAACGGAUCUUCACCAUCCCAGCUUCAUCAGCUGCUGCAGAGCGGUCGUGGAGCGUGUUCAAAUACGUGCACUCGUCGCAGCGCAACCGAUUGACCAACGAGCGCUUGAUCAUGCUGGUGUUCAUCUAUUCGAACCACGGCAUGAAGAAGGCACGGUCCGACGUCGUCGCAGUGACGGUGGCUGAACUGGAUCCAGGUCCAAGUGAGUCAAGACCCCCAGAACGUUGCGAUGCAGAGCCAGAGGACGCAACAGCAAGGGAGCGUUCUGUAGCCGUCGAAUAUCAAGCUUCAGCAUCGACGGUGAUACAGGGUCGUGCCCUGGAGGAGUAUGAACAUCACCGAGACUGGGCAGAUGACGAUGAUCAGUACGCAUCUGUCGAAUGGUGGGGCAACAUUGACCGGAGCUUUGGAUAUGAAGCUUGGGUGUGA